Messenger RNA from Talaromyces atroroseus, 1389 nucleotides. RefSeq lists its product as hypothetical. The coding region runs from base 1 to 1389 and encodes 462 amino acids. Gene Ontology annotation, biological process: regulation of DNA-templated transcription. The transcript has a single exon. NCBI's taxonomy places the organism in Eukaryota, Fungi, Ascomycota, Eurotiomycetes, Eurotiales, Trichocomaceae. Gene Ontology annotation, molecular function: DNA-binding transcription factor activity, RNA polymerase II-specific; zinc ion binding. The record is from RefSeq and is a predicted model, not a curated record.
AUGGUGGAAAUCAAGUACCGUGCCUCGUGUGAUAGCUGCCUGCGCUCCAAGGUCAAGUGUAGCCAGACAAAACCGGCCUGUUCACGUUGCACUCAACAUGGUCACCAGUGUGUCUAUAGUCAGUACCGUAAGAUCGGUCGUCCAUCGCACAAGACACUGGCGGAACAAAGGAAACGCAAGAAACCUAAUCUGCAUCAACAGUCGCCCGUCGUCGCACAACCAGACGACUCCACGGUUCAAGAUUGUGUUCAUCUGGACGCCAUUCCAGCUCUUGACCCGGGGGAUACGACUGCUGCCAGUUCCGACGUCUUCGAUAUCCACGCAGAAAUCUCAUUGCCCUGCGAUUCUUCGGUAUUUAACAUGUCGGCCUCCGAACAGCUGGACUGGACGGAUCUGGAUAACUUGCUCAAAUCAUCAACGACGCUUCAACCCCCGGAGGAUGCUAUGUCAAUUAGCCUCUCAAAUGAUGAUCAUUGCUCCCCUCAAGCCGGUAUCGGUAACUUCACUGGCAACAUUCCACAAUCGCCAAGAGCUGUUCUAGAAAAUAGCCAACUGCAACAGUCGGAACCGUUUGCCCGUCGUCGAAUACCCUCUACACCGCGGGAUCGUGUGCUUCCGAAUCGCCACCACUCCGAUUUUUCAGAGAGCGUCCUCUCAAUUCAUCAGGCUCGGUCGUCCGAGUAUCAUCAGAUGUUACUAACCCGAACUCCAACAUCCAAGAAAUCCUCGCUUUCUAUAUUCCGACCGAAUAAUUUCCCCGCCUAUCCCUCCUCGUUUGACACCCGUUGUACCCUGCAGUGUCACGCCAGUCUCGCCAACCAGCUUGCUUAUAUUACAGAAUGCCAGGCCAGCAAAUCGGAGCUUGCCUUCGAUACCCUUCUUAAUCUCGAUGACAACAUUUGUAUGGAGCGGAUUCGAAUACUGUCUUGUCCAUCUUGUAUGGAGAAGUCUUGCCGCGCCCAAACACUCAUGCUCCUUACCAUGGUAGUGGGGAAUCUUCUCAAUCUCUUCGAGAACAAUAUUGGCAGCCGAAACAACAGUGAGAGAGGGAGCAGGGACACCGGCAACAGCAACAAACCCUCCCCAUUUCUUUAUACGCCGCGGUCGCUGACCAUCGGCGACAUCACGGUCGAUGACACAAUUAAAGCAGCAUUAUCGCUACGCCUUUUGCGCACAUAUCUCGAAGAGCAAGUGGAGACCGUGACACAUCUUGAUCAUCUGCGCCUCGAGGCUGAGGAUAAGGAUGUUGGUUUCAAAGUCACAGGAGACUUAGUGGGAGAUGUACGUCGGAGGGCGAGAUAUCUUCUUGGAAUCGUGGUCUUUGCCCAUGGGACCGACCCGGUUUCUGUUACUCGGGUCGUAGCGCUGGAUUCGAACUCGCAAAAUUGA